This is a messenger RNA of Lathyrus oleraceus (garden pea), 545 nucleotides long. Its product is annotated as multiple organellar RNA editing factor 3, mitochondrial. Gene Ontology annotation, cellular component: mitochondrion. The record is from RefSeq and is a predicted model, not a curated record. Bases 51 to 545 code for a protein of 164 amino acids. Lineage: Eukaryota; Viridiplantae; Streptophyta; Magnoliopsida; Fabales; Fabaceae. The transcript is spliced from 3 exons. Gene Ontology annotation, biological process: mitochondrial mRNA modification; cytidine to uridine editing.
UGAAUAGGUUACACUACAUAUCGCUGGUAAGUAGCAGUGGCAGUCGGAAAAUGGCGUACUCCAAUGCCAGGCGCACGUUAGCCUCCACUCUCUCACGAGCUCUUUCUUCAUCAUCAUCUGGAAUCGCUUCUCGCAGCCGCACACGUUUCGCUUUUGCGUUAUCUUCUCCCAAACAAACCCUACCCGUCCCUCACUCGUUCCCUGUUCGGUUGAAAUCAUCGGGUUCGGGUUAUUCUCCGUUGAACGAUCCAUCCCCAAAUUGGAGCAACCGUCCUCCAAAGGAAACGAUUCUUCUUGAUGGCUGUGACUACGAGCACUGGCUCAUUGUUAUGGAGUUUCCUGAUAAUCCUAAACCCUCUGAAGAUGAAAUGGUUAAUAGCUAUGUCAAAACCCUAGCUCAAGUUCUCGGAAGUGAGGAAGAGGCUAAGAAGAAGAUAUACUCUGUUUCUACUACUACUUAUACAGGUUUUGGUGCUCUUGUUUCGGAAGAGCUUUCUUAUAAACUCAAAGAGUUGCCGGGAGUUCUUUGGGUACUGCCAGAUUAA